AUGGGUUCGUCCUUGUCGAAUCUGAACGACGGGACGAAUGGUUUGGCUAUGGGACCUGGACUCGGAGAUAUACCGGAGAGUUGCGUCGCCUGCGUGUUCAUGUACCUGACUCCACCGGAGAUUUGCAAUCUGGCUGGGUUGAAUCGUGCAUUUCGUGGUGCGGCUUCGUCGGAUUCCGUUUGGGAGAAGAAGCUUCCUCCUAAUUAUCAGGAUCUGCUUGAUUUGUUGCCGCCGGAGAGGUAUCAUAGUCUCUCGAAGAAAGAUAUCUUCGCUGUGCUUUCUCGUCCAAUCCCUUUUGACGAUGAUAAUAAGGAGCUAUGGAUUGAUAGAGUUACAGGAAGGGUUUGUAUGGCGAUUUCGGCGAGAGGAAUGGCUAUAACUGGAAUUGAAGAUCGGAGAUACUGGAAUUGGAUUCCAACGGAAGAAUCUAGGUUCCAUGUUGUAGCCUACUUACAACAGAUUUGGUGGUUUGAAGUUGAUGGAACAGUGAGAUUCCAUCUCCCACCUGGUAUCUACUCUUUAUCAUUCAGAAUCCAUCUCGGGAGAUUCACGAAAAGGCUGGGACGACGCGUGUGUCACUUUGAACACACUCACGGCUGGGAUUUAAAGCCUGUAACUUUUUCGCUUUCGACCUCUGAUGGUCAAGAAGCAUCAUGUGAAUAUUACUUGGAAGACUUAGAGAGAGAAGAAGCGCUCGGGCAACACAAGCGCGGUUGCUGGAUCGAGUAUCGGGUCGGGGAAUUCGUAGUGAAGGGAUCGGAACCAUUGACUGAAAUCCAAUGGUCCAUGAAACAGAUUGACUGCACGCACUCGAAAGGCGGGUUAUGUGUUGAUUCAGUCUUCAUAAACCCAAUUGGUGAUGUGAAAGAAUACAAAAAGAAGAAGAUUUUGUGA
Messenger RNA from Arabis nemorensis, 894 nucleotides. The record is from the annotation of a GenBank genome assembly. NCBI's taxonomy places the organism in Eukaryota, Viridiplantae, Streptophyta, Magnoliopsida, Brassicales, Brassicaceae.